ACGUGUUUAGAGUCCAAUUUGCGCGAGGUGUGGAAGGUGGGGCCGUACUCAACCAAAUGAUGUGCAUGGUGUGUGUAAAGGUAAAACCGACGACCGACGGACCCGUGACAUAACAAUAAAAUAUCUCUGUAGGCCUACUUGUUUAGGGGUUCAUUUCAGGGAAUACUUGCCAAGAGUGUCGUUUUGUUUCCAAUACUUGUUAAGGGUAGGGUUUCACACGCCAAUACUUGUUAAGAGGUGCAUUUUCAGAUUAUGGAAAAUACGUGUUUAGGGUGCUUUUCGAGACCCCAUGGUCGCGCAUGGUAUCCACUCGUCGAUGGAACUGGCCCCCCGGGGAUCAUUAAAGCUAUUCGGUGGAUAUUGAAAUGUGAUGGGUGUAUACUAACACAGAAUCACCAUGAUUUUGAUGGUGUUUGCUAAGCUUUCGAUGGGGUCACUUCCAAGGAUAUUCCUGCCAGGUUCUCUGGGUGCCUCACAAUUCUUAUCUCGCCGGCAAUGUAAUCUCAGUAAGCUGAACAUUAUCAGGAAUCUUUACGUUUCUACAAACCUUUGUUGCAAGAGGAAGUCCAAACUUAGCUAUUUCCAUGCAACAAGUUCCAUACCACUCCUUGAUAAAACCAUUGGUGAUGUCUUGAUUGAGAGUGCAGAGAAACACCCUGAUAAAGAAUUCGUCGUAUUUUCAUCUGGAGAUGUGAGGAAAACUUUUAGGAAUUUCAAAAAUGAGGUACAUAGAUUAUCACGUGGUCUCAUACACCUUGGAGUUCGUCGAGGUGAUAGAGUUGCGAUCUGGGGUCCAAACUCACUGGAAUGGCUACACACCCAAUAUGCUGUCGCUUCCAUCGGCGCCAUCUUGGUUAACAUCAAUCCAGCGUGUCGCCAUGCUGAGUUAGAACAUGCCCUGUCAACUGCUGGUGUCAAGAUGCUGCUUUCUGCGUCUACGUUUAAAACGCAGGAUUAUUAUGACAUCAUUGCAACUAUCUGUCCUCAUAUCACAUCAGCAAAGCCAGGAAACCUUCAGAGCCAAAGACUCCCAGAUUUGGAAUCGAUAGUACUCUACGGAGGCGAAUCCCGACCCGGAACCAGUUCUCUAGAUGACGUCAUGUCUAUGGGAAAUGAUGAGGAUGCAAAGAUCAUGGAUGCUUGCAUGAAGAGUGUACAAUUCGAUGAUCCAAGCAACAUUAUAUUCACUUCAGGCACUACUGGUCUACCCAAGGGUGCGACGCUUACCAAUCACUUAUCUGUAAACAAUUCACACUUCUUGGGAAACAGAAUGGAACUUGAAAACUCAAACCACGUGGCGUGUGCACCCCCACCGUUCACCCAUAUAUUCGGAACCAACAUCAUCUCUUUGAACUGUAUGCUUCAUGGAGUUAAGAUGGUGGUUCCAGCACCAAGUUUCGAGCCUGGACCUACAAUCAAGGCCAUUCAUCAUGAAAAAUGUACAUUAGUUUUCGGAACUCCUACCAUGUUUAUAUCCAUUCUCCAUGAUGAAUCGUUAAAGGAUUACGAUGUAUCGAGCGUUCAGACUAUUUUUUGUGGGGGCACAUCAAUACCGCCAGAGACGAUGAAACUCGCGCAAAGCAUCAUGGGACUGGACGAAGUUGUGUCAGCAUAUGGACUUACAGAAGUCGGGGGAAUAUCUACUGUGGUAUGUAAACAGGAUACACUGGAGCGGCGCUUAAACACAGUGGGCAAGGUCCAGGAUCAUUUAGAGGUGAAGGUCAUAGAUCCAUCCACAAAGGAGACGGUUACCAUGGGAACAGCAGGGGAGCUGUGUUUCCGAGGAUGGUGUGUCAUGAAGGAAUAUUGGGGUAAUCCGGACAGGACCAGGGAAACCAUUGAUGAAAAUAGGUGGUUCCACACAGGUGACGUCGGAACGAUAGACGACCAGGGAUAUUUUAAAAUUGAAAGUCGCCUGAAAGACCUCAUCAUCCGAGGAGGGUCUAAUAUCUACCCUGCAGAGGUUGAACACCUCAUCCAUACACACCCUUGUGUACAGGAAGUUCAAGUGAUCGGGAUUCCCGAUGACGUCAUGGGUGAAGAGGUUUGUGCUGUUGUCAUGUUAAAACCAGGUACAGAGAACAGUGUAGAAGAAGACAUCAGAGAGUUCUGCAAAGGAAAGAUCUCUCAUUAUAAGAUACCCCGUUACGUUCGCUUUGUCAACGAAUUUCCAACGACAGUAUCUGGAAAAAUUCAGAAGUUCAAACUACGAGAGCAUAUUCAAGACUUGUUGGACACAAAACGGUUAUAAUGGGACCUGAGUAUAGGCAUAUUCUUGCAAACUCCUUUAAAUUACCAAGAGAGUAAUGGUCCCGGCUCUUAAGAUUUCCCCGUUUUGAUGUAUAGACAUAUUAUCUUCGUGAAACGUAUAAAGUUAUAUUGACUAUAGAAGAAGUAGCACGGGAGCAAAGGGAGCACGUAGCCCUUUUUUUUGCAAAUCAAUGUUUUAUUACUUGCCUUGUUCUAUACUGUUACUUUUAUUUUGAUACAUGUAUGAUAGGGCUGUUAUCUGAGAUAAAUUCAAUGAAGUCUGGUAAUUUUAAUUAAAUCUCCAAGAAAUGUACACAAAAAAGAAGAUGUAGCUCAUUUUGGAAUAAAAUCUUAGUCAAAACGCACAAUUAAACAAAAGUUGAAAUUAAACAUCAUAGAGCAUAUAGAUUGCUAGCAGAGUACAUUAUCUCCUUUCUGACGUUUACUUGUUGAAAAUGAAAAAGAAAUCGUGAAUUUCUUAUCUUUUCUAAAGACGGAGGUGUUUCGAUGUUUCACUCCAAUAUAGGAGCUAAAUCCAAUAAAUAUAAUAUUUCGGAUAUUAAUACAGGGUGGCACAUAAUUAUCACCAACCUAUAGUGGUUGUUCACACAGAGAAUUAGACUUAUGUUAAUCAUAUAAAAUUUUACACUGAUUUGAUGUCACAGUACAUGGUGAUGUACUGGUACAUUGUGCUUAAAAAUCUGAGUGCAUGCAUAACUUUAUAAUGUGGUUAAGAUAUAAACAAAAUCCUAUCAAUUGCCGCUUGGAUGGAGCUCCUCACAAAUGUAAUUUGGUGCAUUCGAUGUCCAUGUAGUAAAAUGCACAAUUUUUUUUUAUAAAUUCGAUCAAAAGUGGAUUUAACUCUAUUUGGCUAUAUUUUAUAGAAUCAAAUCAUCAAGAUAACAAGAAUUAGAUGUUUCCAUCAUCGGACAUUCUGUAUUAUUUUCAGGCGUAACUGUAAAAGUGCAUGAGGCUACGUGUACAACUGUCCUUCGGAAAGUAACUUUGGUGUAUUAUGACUAAUGUGUGUACUAAAUUUUGUAAAAUCAAAUGAUUAUUCAUGUCAAAAGUUGAAAUUCAUUGCCAAAUAAAAUUAAAUAUUAAUUGCUG
Lytechinus pictus (painted urchin) is the source of this 3360-nucleotide messenger RNA. RefSeq names its product medium-chain acyl-CoA ligase ACSF2, mitochondrial-like. Lineage: Eukaryota; Metazoa; Echinodermata; Echinoidea; Temnopleuroida; Toxopneustidae. The coding region runs from base 398 to 2251 and encodes 617 amino acids. The record is from RefSeq and is a predicted model, not a curated record. Gene Ontology annotation, biological process: fatty acid metabolic process. Gene Ontology annotation, molecular function: medium-chain fatty acid-CoA ligase activity. The transcript has 13 exons.